This is a messenger RNA of Didymodactylos carnosus, 546 nucleotides long. NCBI's taxonomy places the organism in Eukaryota, Metazoa, Rotifera, Eurotatoria, Philodinida, Philodinidae. The record is from the annotation of a GenBank genome assembly.
AUGGCUACCUCAGCACUAGGCGUGGGAGUAGCUAAUUCUAUUCAGAUCGCUAAACUGGAAGCAUCUGUUGAGGAAACAAAGAGCAUUGCUAGAACGGCCAUGGCCAACGUUCAGGUCUCUAUGGCACAAACCGCAUUACUAAAAGAUGGCAUGAUAUUAUUGGGAGCUCACCUCAAUGAAACCAAUAAAGUAGUAAAUAGUAUUAUUGAAAGAUCAAAUCGCCAGCAAGGCGAUAUACAUGCUAUGAACGAGCCUCUACUAUACCUAGCUGGCAGAGUUGAUCGACUGGAGAGCCGAGUGGAGCAUAAUAUUCUCUAUACAGCCAUCAACGAUAUGAUCCAAAAUAAAUUAACGCUUAAAUUUGUGGCUCCUACUGAAUUUGAUGAGUUAAUUCAAACCAUUGUUUGGUUUGCAUCUAUGGCGAAUACCACUUUCCCUACCGAAAUUCCAUUAACGUCUGCCAUCACACAGCUUCUGAUUUCUCAACAACUUACAUUUAUACCAUGGCCACUCUAUUCGGCAACACGGCCGAUAAUCGGCAAAUAG